AUGAUUUGGUAUCUGCUCUAUCCGAUACGGGGUACUACGGAACCGCCUGUCCUCUCUCCGUCGCACCCACUCCGUCUUGCCUUUGAGCGAUACGGACGCUACGCUGCUCGCCAUGUUGUUACGACCUUAUUAAUAUCGGCCGCCGUGGCCACCAUGCUCAUCUAUCCGAUUCCCUUUCUAUUCACCAACGACUUUAUCAAUGGCGCCUCCAAUCUCCCCCACCAUGUCUGGACCGUGGCUCAACCUCUGCCCUACAACGCCGUCGCCGAACCCGAUAUAAUAAUGCGCUCUGCCUGGAUUCAUGGAUCUUACAUGGAGGUUCUGGAUCCGCAACUCCUCGCCUCAGCGCUGGAUCUCCAGGACGAGCUCCUCGGCGACACCAAAGACUUCAACCCUCUCCGAGCACUGGAUAGACCUGUGGACACCGAUGUCGAUACCGACACCUUGGGGUUCCUGCGUGAGCUUUCGCCUUCUCAGCGCGACGCUCUGCACAUUAUCAAUGACCAGUCCAGUCAGUCUUGGUUCUUCCACUCCCCGCUGCAGUACUGGAACUGCACUCGCGACACCAUCUUGCUCGACCCAGAUACGGUUGCGACCGUCAACCAGAAGAAGACUCUCUCUACUCCGGUCAAUGUCACUCUGCGGCAUUCAGUCGUCUUUAGUGGAAAGCGGUUCGAGAGCCGCCAACUUGUGGCCGCCGAUGCAUUGGUCAUCACCCUCCUUCACCGUCGCGAUUCCCCCGUCGGCCAGCAAUGGGCGAAAAAGGCUGCCAUGCUUGCCGAGCAGGUCACCAAUGACUGGGAUGUGUAUCCGUCCGAUGGUCGCAUCUCUAGUAACCGCUUAUAUGAGUUUCAGUUUCGGCCAAUAUCGUUGGAAGAUACUCUGACCCUUGCUCUUGGAUAUGGUCUCGCCAUUGGCUAUUUCCUCAUGAGUCUCUCCAAGAUGCGUGCGGUAAAGUCCAAAAUUGGACUUAUGACCACCGUUGUCACUCAAAUCAUCAUAACAAUCAUGUCAAGUUUCACAGUUUGCGCUGUGUUCAACGUCGACCUUUCCAGGAUCCCAUCAGCCGCAUAUCCUCUCGUAAUUCUGGCUGUGAGCCUGGAAAAUAUAUUUCGACUAAUCAAUGCUGUUCUCAUCACACCAUCAGAAGAUAGCACAAGCAGCAGGAUCGGGGAGGCUUUCGGCGAGACGGCUCCCGUGUCCCUUGCGAGCUCAGUGCAGAAUAUUGCAAUCCUGGCCAUACUGUCUCGCUGGGUGUCUCCCGGCGUGGCUGGCUUUUGCACCUUUUUGGCAGUAGCCAUUUUCUUCGAUGUCUUUUACAUGUCUACUUUCUUUUUGUCCGUUCUCAGUGUUGAUGUUCGCCGCACAGAGUUGAGCGACACUCUGGCUAAAGCGGCCUUGCGAUCUCAACACCACCACGCCACUGACCCCAACGGUCGUAGACCUUGGUUCGAACAAAUCUUCCAGGGCAAGACCGCUCUGUCGACUCGUAUUGCGGGUACUUUUGUCAUGAUUGGCUUCGUCUUGGUUGCCCAAUGGCAUUUCUUCGACCAGGAGAUGCUGGUGGACAGUCCUAUUGGAUUGUUUGGCGAUUUGGAUAGUGCCAAUGCCACCAAGUCGACCAUGCUCGAGGGGAUCAAUCAGGCGCGAAGUCCCACAUCAUGGCUACGCCUCCAGGAUCAUGAGACUGCCCAGGAGCUUAUCAACAUCAUCAAACCGAACGCGCACAGCUACGUGGCUCAAGUUUAUGAGCCGCUCGUCUUCGUGAAAAAGGGUUCCGACCGUAAACCCCGGAGCAAGGAGCCGGCUUUGCUCCCAGCAGCCUAUGACUUCAUCAAUCACGAAAUGACACAGUUUACAGUUAUCGUCAUCCUGGUCGUUGCCGUCCUUCGCCUCUUCAUCAGUUAUCUACUCUGGGAGGACGAGGGGAACCGAGACGGAGAGUGGGAUGACGACGAUACCCCGCUCCUCUCUGUAAAGACUUUCCCCGAGGGCCACUCUCUCGACGUUGCGAUGAUCACCACCUCUUCUGAUGGGCAUCUAGUCUCUGUCGGACUCGAUCGCUCCAUCCGCGUGUGGGAUGUGCGCUCUGGGAGCAACUACGCCCUGACCGAAGGGGGUAGCGUGGGCAGCAGCAUGCUGUUCCCUGUGCUGGCGAUAGCAAUAGACGACGAAUCCCGCUGGCUUGCGCUGUUGUCGCGUUACCGGGUCGCCUUCUUCAACCUUUCAGAGCGUACCUGGGGUCCUUCAGUACCUGUCGACCUCGGUGGACAUAGGCCCGAGGCAGCUUUCUUCUCUCCAACGACAUCCAACCUUCCGCCUUUGUUCAUAAUUGUGCGCAAAAACGGUACAUUGAUCGAGUUCAACGUAGAACAGGGGGAAGGCAGCGCAGAUUUUGUGAUCUGCCCAAGCCCCCUGAUCUGCGCUGAACCGGUCGUUAAUAAAGGCACCAAUCUUUUGCCCUGGCGACUCUCCGUUGUGACAGCGUCCAAGUAUGGAUGCGUGCAUAGGAGGGGAUGUGUCCAUGUGGCAUCUCGUGAUAAGAACGGUUGGGAAUCGAGAGAAGUACCACUCAACUCAGUGGGUUAUCAAAAACCCCACCAAAUAGUUUCCAUGCCUGCGCUUGGCGUGUUUCUCGUGGCGUCGGUUUAUAAAAUCUUCAUCUUCAACGCAGAAAGCCUGGAAAUUCUGCAUAUUAUACACACAGAGGCCAUGCGACCUCGUUCUUUACAAUGCGCGUAUUCCUACCAGCGGCUGUAUGUCGGAACGCCGGGAAUGACCACGUCGACGAUUUCGUAUGUUGGAGUUGAAUCUGGGGAUUGCAUUCUUCAUACUUUUGUCCCCUGUGAGGACUUUGACUGUAUUGGUCUGCGAAGCUCGUCUAGUCUGCUGGACGACGAAGGUUGCGAGUGGUCCGAGGCCAAGGAAACGAUCAAACGGGUCAGGAAUCCAGGCCACUUCAAGGCCCUGACCGAUGCCAGCCUGGUGGGCGUACGACGCAAGCUGCCGCGCGACCACGACUUCCUGAAUGGCGCGGCUGGAGGUGCCGGCGAGGGUCUGCGGAACCGGUUUGCCAACCGCGGGGCUGCCAAGAGCUCCCCGAAGCAGUGGGAGGCCUGGACGCGCUCACCACCAUCAGGCCGAGCAGUCACACACGAGUCGCAGCUGAUCGUGGACGACGAGGAGCGAGGUAGCAUUUUCAUCUGCGAUGUGGGACCCAAGGUCAAGGUUGGGCUGAUGUCGGCUGCCUUUUGUUUUGGAAACACGAUCAGACUGGUCACGGUGGGAGGGCCUGAGCGAUUCGACAUUGGGCCGGACGACGCCGAAGGCUGGCUGAGCCUGGCCAGCAGACGACGAAAGGUUGGAAAUGCCACGAAAAUGAGGACGUGGAAUGGAUUCGUCAAUGGUGAGUGCUGA
Clonostachys solani is the source of this 3417-nucleotide messenger RNA. Lineage: Eukaryota; Fungi; Ascomycota; Sordariomycetes; Hypocreales; Bionectriaceae. The record is from the annotation of a GenBank genome assembly.